AUGCCCUCUGCAGAAGACUCCAAGCCCAAUGAGGCACGCCUCCUGCUGGUCUCGAACCGUCUUCCGAUCACCAUCAAGCGGUCGGAAGAUGGCAAAUAUGAUUUCUCCAUGUCCUCCGGCGGCUUGGUCAGUGGGUUGAGUGGUCUUUCCAAAUCCACCACCUUUCAGUGGUACGGCUGGCCUGGGCUAGAGGUGCCCGAGGCUGAGAUUCCCGUGGUCACCAAACGUCUCAAGGAUGAGUAUGGCGCCGUCCCCGUGUUUAUUGACGAUGAGCUGGCGGAUCGCCACUACAAUGGAUUUUCCAAUUCCAUUCUCUGGCCCCUCUUCCAUUACCACCCCGGUGAAAUCACCUUUGACGAAUCUGCCUGGGAAGCCUACAAAGAAGCCAAUCGACUGUUCGCCAAGGCGAUCGCCAAAGAAGUCCAGGAUGGGGACUUGAUCUGGGUGCACGAUUACCACCUGAUGCUCCUGCCAGAGAUGCUCCGCGAGGAGAUUGGCGAUUCCAAGCAGAACGUCAAGAUCGGUUUCUUCCUGCACACCCCCUUCCCCAGUAGCGAGAUCUACCGCAUUCUGCCCGUGCGCAACGAGUUGCUGCUGGGCGUCUUGCACUGCGACCUGAUCGGCUUCCACACCUACGACUACACCCGCCACUUCUUGAGCAGUUGCUCGCGACUCCUUGGACUGGCAACGACCCCGAAUGGAAUCGAGUUCCAGGGCAAGAUUAUCACCUGCGGCGCAUUCCCCAUUGGCAUUGAUCCCGAGAAAUUCGCCGAAGGUCUCAAGAAGGAAAAGGUGCAAAAGCGCAUUGCCAUGCUGGAGGAAAAGUUCAAGGGUGUCAAGCUCAUGGUCGGCGUCGAUCGACUGGACUACAUCAAGGGUGUGCCGCAGAAGCUGCACGCGCUGGAGGUCUUCCUCAGCGACCACCCCGAGUGGGUGGGCAAAGUCGUCCUGGUGCAAGUCGCCGUGCCCAGUCGCCAGGACGUGGAGGAGUACCAGAAUCUGCGGGCUGUGGUGAAUGAGCUGGUCGGUCGCAUCAACGGGAAAUUCGGCACCGUCGAGUUCAUGCCCAUUCACUUCCUCCACAAGUCGGUCAACUUUGACGAGCUGAUCGCCCUGUACGCCGUGUCCGACGCCUGCAUUGUUUCCUCGACCCGCGACGGCAUGAAUCUGGUCGCAUACGAAUACAUUGCCACCCAGCAAAAGCGACAUGGUGUGCUUGUGCUGUCGGAAUUCGCAGGUGCCGCGCAAAGCUUGAAUGGCAGCAUUAUCGUGAACCCAUGGAACACGGAAGAGUUGGCAGGUGCCUAUCAGGAAGCCGUCACGAUGAGUGAUGAGCAGCGCGCUCUCAAUUUUGCCAAGCUCGACAAAUAUGUAUCCAAAUACACCAGUGCCUUUUGGGGACAAUCGUUUGUCACCGAAUUGACUCGAAUUUCCACUCAGUCUGCCGACAAAUUCCAAGCCAAGCAGCUCGCCGUGGACGCAUCCAAUUCCACCAAUGGAAGCGUGACCCCCGAGCAGACUUCUUAG
Molecule: messenger RNA, 1527 nt
Organism: Penicillium oxalicum
Lineage: Eukaryota; Fungi; Ascomycota; Eurotiomycetes; Eurotiales; Aspergillaceae
Product: glycosyltransferase family 20 protein
Exons: 4
Coding region: 1-1527 (508 amino acids)
Biological process (GO): cellular response to heat; trehalose biosynthetic process
Cellular component (GO): alpha,alpha-trehalose-phosphate synthase complex (UDP-forming); cytosol
Molecular function (GO): alpha,alpha-trehalose-phosphate synthase (UDP-forming) activity
Source: RefSeq, a predicted model, not a curated record